Molecule: messenger RNA, 3367 nt
Organism: Physcomitrium patens
Lineage: Eukaryota; Viridiplantae; Streptophyta; Bryopsida; Funariales; Funariaceae
Source: RefSeq, a predicted model, not a curated record
GCGAUCGUUCGUUCUCUCGCUUUAGCUCAAAGUCUGUCUGUCUGUCUGUUUUCAUGCCAUCUUCUGCCCUUUGGAUGCGAACUUCACCUCGUUUCUAGGCUGGUGUGGUGAAUGUUCCACUGUGUGUGAGUGUGUGUGUGUAUGUGAGUGACUGGGUGCUCUUGGGGUGGUAUUGUUGAAGCUUUCGCCUUACCCCGUGCAGGGUUCGGCUGCUGUGCGGAAACUGAGCUGUAGGUGGUGAGUUGGUUAGUUUCCAGGAGGCAUUACUUAGCGGCGUCGCUGGCUCGUCUUAGGUUUGCUGGUUUUGGUGUGCAUGGUUUGUUGUUUGUUAGUUUCUUCGCAUGUAUUUGUAUGUGUUUGUGUUUGUAUGGUUGAGGGCGCGUCUAGUCUGCGUAACUGCUGUGGUGAUCCAGAAUGAGGAAGAGUAGACGUCGGGUUAUUCAGCUCAAGUUUUCGCUGAAUGCUCCUUGUUGGUACUUCACGGUGGUUUCAUGACUCGGUUGCUUCUGCAGGAACGUGAGGUCGAUUGGAUAUUAUGGUUUUUUUCGUUUCGCGUUCUCGCUGUCAGAUCGUGUCAGUAAUAAUGUCAGACAUACAGUGGCGCUGAAGCUCGUGGAGUUUGAUUUCUGGUCUGCAAGAACACGUCAUUGUGGUGAUGCAGACUUGAGGUGGAUGUACUGGAUGGAGUAUGGUUUAUUUCCAAAUGUUGCUAUCAUCAUACUGCAGCAUUUUGCCUAAUCCUUCACUUCAAAUCCAAAGGACUCACCACGUAGAGAUAGAAUUUAAGGCUGAUUGUAUUUCAUUGAGAGAUCGUGGACCCCUAGCUUCGACUCCAUUCGAAGCAAGUUGAUUUCAUGCGUACUCGAUAUCGACCGUCUUAGGGGCUGGAGAGUGUCUCUUCAUGGCAUUUAGGAAAAACCCUCCAAACCUACCCAUAAGGAACAAUGCCAGGAAUGGUGGGUACCGCGCCUCUGUCAUCGCUCUCUUAUUACUAUCUGUACUCGCCCCUCUUUUAAUUCUGACGAACAGGACAUCGAACUUUCUAUCAUCAGGGCUAAGCAGUGACCAAUCUUCUGUUUCGUUAAGGAUAGAGGAGAUACGAAGGCGCAGUGCGUUGGAAGGCAUAGAAGCUUUGUUUCCGAAAGAGGUGUUAGACAUUGUAAAUUCUAAUUCUGAAGGCACUGGGCCUCUGAAUCUGAACGUUUUUGGGCAUAAUUAUUUGUCCUCAUCUUGGGUCCAAGAAGAGGGCAGGCUUUCUACGUUGGAGUCCCAGUCGUAUGAGGACGCCAAGAUAGUCCCAGAGAGUGGUGUCAAGAAUAAGCUGGAGAAUGAAGGAUGGAACCGUGAGAAAACAGGCAUAUCAGAGGAGGUCGCUAAAAGCGCCAGCACAUGGAAACGAGAUGCUGACAUUGAGAACUCUGAUGCCCUGGUCCGGCUAAUGCGGGAUCAGUUGAUCACGGCUCGGGUCUAUGCCAAUAUUGCACAGAGCCAAGGUCAUUAUGACUUAGUUCAUGAUCUGAAGCUGCGAAUAAAGGAACAUUCCGGCACGGUGGGAGAUGCUAAUUUGGAUGCUCAAUUGCCAUCGGGUGCUGAAGACAAAAUGAAGCUAAUGAGUGAGCUUUUGGUUGAGGCUCGUGAGAAGCACUAUGAUAAUGCUCUAAUGGUCAAGAAGUUGAGAGCAAUGCUACAGUCCACUGAGGACAAUGCCCGUAUUCUGAAGAAACAGAGCACUUUCCUGAGUCAGCUGGCCGCAAAAACUGUACCUAAAGGGCUUCAUUGCUUCUCAAUGCGUCUUGCCGUCGAAUACCAUAUGCUCCCGCCUGCCAAAAAGACAUUCCAACGAACGGGUAGGCUUGAAGAUCCUAAUUUAUAUCAUUUUGCCCUCUUUUCUGACAAUAUAUUGGCAGUAGCUGUCGUGGUGAACUCAACGAUUCAAAACGCCAAGGAGCCAGAGAAACACGUUUUUCACAUUGUUACCGACAAGCUAAAUUUUGGUGCCAUGAUGAUGUGGUUUUUAGCAAAUCCUCCCGGGGCUGCUGUCAUACAAGUGCAAAACGUAGAUGACUUUAAAUGGUUGAACGCAUCCUACAGUCCUGUGUUGAAGCAACUAAAGUCCACAUCCAUGAAGGAUUAUUAUUUUAAGGCUGACCAGACGAAUCUCCUCGCAGCAGGUACAUCAAAUCUGAAAUACAGGAAUCCUAAGUACUUGUCUAUGCUGAAUCACCUGCGCUUUUAUCUGCCAGAGGUGUUCCCCAAGCUUAACAAAAUCCUGUUUCUUGAUGACGAUAUUGUUGUGCAAAGGGAUCUCACUCCACUCUGGCAUACUGAUCUAAACGGAAAUGUCAACGGGGCUGUGGAAACUUGUGGCGCCAGCUUUCAUCGGUUUGAUAAAUACUUAAAUUUCUCUAAUCCUCUAAUUUCAACGAACUUUCAUCCAAAUGCGUGUGGAUGGGCCUAUGGGAUGAAUGUCUUCGACCUGAAGGAAUGGAAGAAGCUAGAUAUCACUGGAAUCUAUCAUAGGUGGCAAAGCCUGAAUGAGCAUCGAUCACUCUGGAAGCUUGGGACACUACCACCGGGUCUCAUCACGUUCUACAACUUGACACAACCUUUGGAGAAGUCGUGGCACGUUCUAGGACUGGGUUACAACCCUGCGGUUGAGGAGUCAGAAAUUGAGGCUGCGGCAGUUAUUCACUGGAACGGGAACAUGAAACCAUGGUUAGAGAUUGGAAUGGCAAAAUACAAGCCGUACUGGACCAAAUUCGUUAAUUACAACCACCCUUACUUGCAGCAGUGCAACGUUAUCAACUAGAGUCAUUGCUUCGAGUGCCGUAAAAAUGACUUGGAGGUAAGGUGCUGUUCUGUGAAUUACAUGGCUACUUCAAGGGCUACCCUUGUAGUCUCUUCAUCAGUGCGUGCCUGGACUACAAGGACCAGCAACCCGCUUGCACAUUGUUGCAAUUACUCGUCCUGUUUCAAAUAAUUGUUCUCUUGCUUUUCGAUAUGGGGCCUCGCUGUAUCGUACCAUCAAAUGAGUUAAAACGAACCACUUACUAGGUAAGUAACAUGUCUAUGGCAAGCUGUUGAGCUGGAAAGGUUUUUCAAGGCAGGUUCCAAAUUCUUUUCUGACUGCUAGUUGAGGCUCCACUUUAGAUAAGUCCCUCGUGUAUUGUAUCUAGUCAGUACUAGCAUCGGGUUCAACAAUUUGUAUGUAACAACCUUUGGAUUCUUCUUGUUCGGGAAUGCAUGACAAGACAAAUACCAUUUCAAAAAUUGGUCUAUCUAUAGAUUCAUGUAGAAGAAAAUUGAGACUAAUAAAAUUUAUAUUCAAAACCAUGAAACGUCCAAGUUGGGUUUCACAAGGUUACAA